Molecule: messenger RNA, 1129 nt
Organism: Ostrinia furnacalis (Asian corn borer)
Lineage: Eukaryota; Metazoa; Arthropoda; Insecta; Lepidoptera; Crambidae
Product: zinc finger MYM-type protein 5-like
Exons: 3
Coding region: 146-1129 (327 amino acids)
Source: RefSeq, a predicted model, not a curated record
GCGCCAGUGUCAGUCAACUGUUAGUUGCUGAUGCUUCGCCAGCCUGUUGUCAUUGUUUAUUCUCGCGCAAGUGUAUUUAUUGUGUAUUUAGCGCAAAGUUACUUGUAUUAUUGCUAUUCUAUAGAUUAAACUCAAGAAAAAAAUCAUGUCACUGCCUCCAAAAAAAUUAUCUGGUGCUCAAAACUUAAAAAGAAAACGGAAAAAGCAAGAAGAAUCUGAGAAGGCAGCUAAAUUAUUAUCGAAAUUUUUGAGACCUGAGAAAUCAUCUGAAUCGUUAUCAUCAGAACUAGUUCAACUCCACCACGCAACGGAAGAAGACCUACUUAAUAAAAGUUCUUCAGGCGAAGCUCAUGAAGAUGAAAAACAACACAUUCAAGAAGAUUUACCUGGUAUUCCAGGAACCUCUUCUGGAUUUCAAAAUAUUUCGGAAGAAAUUAUAUCCGAUGUACAAUCAUCAUCAUCUCCUUUUAGAAAAAAAAAAUAUGAUGAUAUUUCAGAAUGGCCAUUCAUUGACUCUGCGACAAGAGAUGAAAUAAUUACUGAAGGCCCUGUAAGUAAUCAAAUGAGUAACGAAAACUACCCAAGGAAACUUGACGGUCGUCAUUUUUCAAAUAUGCAUUUUGAAAGAGUAAUGCCAAAUGGGGAAACUUUCAAAAGAAGAUGGCUCGUGUACUCUAAAUCUGCAGAUAAAGUACAUUGUUUUUGCUGCCGUUUAUUUAAUACAAAUCCCCAGUCUAGAUUGGGAAAAGAAGGAUUUGACGACUGGAGGCACUUAUCAACGCGUCUCAAAAUUCACGAAACAUCCUCAGAUCAUCGACGUGCUGUGAACAAUUGGAUAGAAGCGUCAAUUAGAUUAAAGAACUUCAGUGGAAUAGACAAGCACUUGCAAAAGCAGAUUGAGAGUGAGAAAACACGAUGGGUUGCUAUCCUCGAACGAAUGAUGUCAAUAGUAUUUUUCUUAGCAAGCAAUAAUUUAUCGUUUAGAGGGAGUUCUGGAGCGGAAACUUUAUACACUCCUAAUAAUGGUAAUUUCCUGGGUUUAGUGCAGUUACUGGGAAAAUUUGAUAUUGUAAUGAUGGAGCACCUUCGUCGUGUUGUAAAUAAGGAGACUAAUNAAAAUAAUUCCUGA